AUGGCCGCCUUAUCGACCGAGGGCGGCUGGAUGCGCCGGGCCAAGGCGGCGGGCGAUGCGAUCAUCGCCGGCAAGUCGCCAGAGGUUGCGGAAGCUGCUGGUGAGGCUGCGGGCACAGCGGCUCAAAAGGCGCUGGAUGCCGGCCUCUCGCCGGACGCAGUCGAUGCGGCUGGCGAGGCGGCAGGCGAGGCUAUCCUUGCGGGCAAGAGCCCCGAGGUUGCGGCCGCCGCUGGCGAGGCUGCCGGCAAGGCGGCUCAGAAGGCGCUCGACGACGGCUUGUCACCGGAUGCUGCCGAUGCGGCGGGCAAGGUGGCGGGCGACGCCAUCAUCGCAGGCUACACGCCCGAGCAGGCAGCGGCGGCCGGCGAGGCGGCGGGCAAGGCGGCCCAGAAGGCGCUCGAUGCCGGCCUGUCGCCGGAAGCGGCUGAUGCGGCUGGCGAGGCGGCAGGCGAGGCUGUCCUCGCUGGCAAGUCGCCCGAGGAGGCGGCUGCUGCGGGCGAGGCUGCCGGCACGGCGGCCCAGAAGGCGCUCGACGACGGUUUGUCGCCCGAGGCAGCUGCGGCCGCGGGUGAGGCGGCGGGUGACGCCAUCAUCGCCGGCAAGAGCCCCGAGGUGGCGGCCGCUGCUGGAGAGGCUGCCGGCAAGGCGGCCCAGGCUGCGCUCGACGCCGGCCUGUCGACAGAGGCGGCGGAUGCGGCUGGUGAGGCGGCAGGCAAGGCUAUCAUCGCAGGCAAGUCGCCCGAGGUGGCUGCGGCCGCUGGCGACGCUGCCGGCAAGGCGGCCCAGAAGGCGCUCGACGAUGGCUUGUCGCCCGAGGCUGUCGAUGCGGCGGGCGAGUCGGCGGGCGACGCCAUCAUCGCCGGCAAGAGCGCCGAGGUGGCGGCGGCCGCGG
Molecule: messenger RNA, 892 nt
Organism: Emiliania huxleyi CCMP1516
Lineage: Eukaryota; Haptophyta; Isochrysidales; Noelaerhabdaceae
Exons: 1
Source: RefSeq, a predicted model, not a curated record